CGAGGACCGUGUACCAGAGCCCGAGAGUCGAGCUGGCCUCAACCCUUCUGCGCUUUUGUCGGCACAGUGUAUUUUCUUGCCCUGUCGAAUGCGACCGUUGCGCCGAAACUGCGGGGCGGCCAGGUUCUUCCUUCUCGGCUCUGAAUUCCAAGUCAACCAGCAGUAUAGCCCUGUUCCCCGCAACGCCCGAUCGGCACCGCAAAAUUUCCGUUUCCGGAUGCUACCAUGUCGGCGGAAUCGAAGAUCUACAAGAAGCGACCACAUCGCAAAGUCAAAAGCGGCUGCACGACGUGUAAAAGGAGGAAAGUCAAGUGCGACGAAGCGAAGCCUCAAUGUUCCAAUUGCGAGCGAUACGCGGCCGAGUGCAUCUAUCCUGCACUGGCGUCGGACAGAGAGCAUGCAUCGGCAUCAUCAUCCACCCCUCCUCUGGACUGGGCUCCCGAUAGCGUAGUGGAUGAGCCUCCUUCUAAGCCUUCGAGUGGAGCUCAAGGGGAUGACCUCCCCAUCCGCGACCUCUCUCUUAUGCACCAGUGGACUAUUGCGACAUGCUACGGUUUCGGCGAUGAGUUCUCGGGAGAUGCAGACCCGUGGCGGGAUGAUAUACCCAAACUUGCGCAACGAUUCCCCUUCCUCAUGAGAGGGAUACUGGCCUUGAGCGCCCUCCACCUGUCUCGCGGCUGCACGGACCCGGGGACAAAGGUUAAAUACAUUCGGUUGGCGGCAUAUCAUCAGGAUUUGGCAUUACCCGAGUAUCGGAACACUAUUAUCGAUGUGACAAGGGACAACGUAGCGGCCGUCCUUGCUUUCUCAGCCAUCAUCACGGUGCACUCCUUUGCAGCGCCAAAAGACCCCGGAAGAUUGUUUGCGGGUGGGCCACCAGAGUGGAUCUUUCUACACAGGGGCGUGGGCGAGAUGCCAGCGCACUGGCAGCCCUGGAUUGAUAGUAGCUUUAUGGCGAAGCAAAUGCAUAGGCGCAGGCUACAGCCCGUGGAUCCAACGCUUAAUCCGGAGGACCAUCGACUCGUGGGCCUACGUGGUAUGCUCACCGACCUACCUCCGGAAGAGUCCAGCGAAGCGUCGGCAUAUGAAGAAGCGCUCUACUGGCUUCGGCAAGCAUUUGCGCACACCCAAAACCCCGAAAGUCGCCUAGGGCCCAAGUAUGGGGUACUCUUCUGGAUCGAGCAGGUGCCACAAAGCUACCUCGAUCUCCUCGGGGUGCAGAAGCCGCGGGCUAUGGUCCUGGUGGCGCACUUGUGCAUACUUUUGAAGAGGGCGUCGGGAUUUUGGUACCUCGAAGGAUUCGCCGAACAUGUCCUAUCCGAGGCGACACCCUACAUCAGCGAGGAGUUUCUGCCCUGGAUUGAGUGGCCGUUGCAGGUUUGCGGGAUUGUAUAAAGCGAGGGCCGGCUCGAUGAAUAGGCACCUUGGACGCAAUCGCGCCUGGGUAUUCCGCGCCUCGUGGGCGGAGACGCUGCGCCGUCCACCGAACGCGCCUUUCAGCCCCUACGUGCGCCGUGGCUGGACUGGGAUUCUAUCUCUUCAAAAAAGCAGCCGGAAGAUCUAGAUUAUUUCU
Trematosphaeria pertusa is the source of this 1573-nucleotide messenger RNA. RefSeq lists its product as uncharacterized. The transcript has 3 exons. Bases 226 to 1395 code for a protein of 389 amino acids. Lineage: Eukaryota; Fungi; Ascomycota; Dothideomycetes; Pleosporales; Trematosphaeriaceae. Gene Ontology annotation, molecular function: DNA-binding transcription activator activity, RNA polymerase II-specific; zinc ion binding. The record is from RefSeq and is a predicted model, not a curated record. Gene Ontology annotation, biological process: regulation of transcription by RNA polymerase II.